UGGUCGGGUGCCGGGCGUGUGUGAGAGGACCACGGUUCGGUGAAUUGCGCCGUAGAAGAUAUUUUCUUAAAUCCCGUCAUAUACUUAUUCCGAGGGGGCAGCAGGUCGUGACCCGUGCGCCGCCGCCGACGCCGCCACCACCGCCGCCAUGCCGAAGUACUUCUGCGACUACUGCGACACCUACCUGACGCACGACUCGCCGUCGGUACGCAAGACCCACUGCUCGGGCCGCAAGCACAAGGAGAAUGUCAAGAUCUACUACCAGAAGUGGAUGGAGGAGCAGGCGCAGUCGCUGAUCGACGCCACCACGGCCGCCUUCAAGGCCGGCAAGAUCACCAACAACCCGUUCGCCACGGGCAAGAGCGGCGGUCGGGAGGCGGCCGGCGCGGCCAUCCCGCCGCCGGCGAGCAUGCAGGGCGCGCCGAGCCGGCCGCCGCUGGGGCCCGGCCAGCCCUCGCUGGGCCCGCGCGGCCCUCUCAUGGGCCCCUACAUGGGCCCGCCCAUGAUGGGCCCCGGCAUGCCGAUGGGUGGGCCGCACAUGAUGGGCCACGGCAUGCGGCCGCCCAUGGGCCCCAUGGGCGGCCCCAUGAUGAUCAUGGGCGGGCGGCCGCCGAUGAUGAUGGGCGGGCCGCCCAUGCAGAACUAGCCGCGGGCGGAGGCGCGCACACCACCGCCGCCGCCCGGGAGGUGCGUCCGCAGCCGCGCCGAUCCGUGUCCCGCGCUCUCAGCGAGCGUGAUGUGCUCGUGGGCAUGACUGUCCUGCGCUCUCGGCGAGCGUGGCGCGCUCGUGGGCGUGACUGCGCGGUUCUCCUGUUCUUUGAUAGGAUGAUUGUAUCCGUCGUUAGCGGGGAG
Pollicipes pollicipes is the source of this 852-nucleotide messenger RNA. RefSeq names its product small ribonucleoprotein particle U1 subunit C (gene snRNP-U1-C). The record is from RefSeq and is a predicted model, not a curated record. Gene Ontology annotation, biological process: mRNA 5'-splice site recognition; spliceosomal snRNP assembly; mRNA splicing, via spliceosome. Gene Ontology annotation, cellular component: nucleus; U1 snRNP. The transcript is spliced from 2 exons. The coding region runs from base 149 to 646 and encodes 165 amino acids. NCBI's taxonomy places the organism in Eukaryota, Metazoa, Arthropoda, Thecostraca, Pollicipedomorpha, Pollicipedidae. Gene Ontology annotation, molecular function: zinc ion binding; pre-mRNA 5'-splice site binding.